This is a messenger RNA of Phodopus roborovskii (desert hamster), 2126 nucleotides long. Its product is annotated as protogenin. Gene Ontology annotation, cellular component: axon; plasma membrane. The transcript is spliced from 11 exons. NCBI's taxonomy places the organism in Eukaryota, Metazoa, Chordata, Mammalia, Rodentia, Cricetidae. The record is from RefSeq and is a predicted model, not a curated record. Gene Ontology annotation, biological process: cell-cell adhesion; axon guidance. Gene Ontology annotation, molecular function: protein binding. Bases 42 to 2126 code for a protein of 694 amino acids.
CGGGCGCACGGCCCGGGAGCAUGCCCGCGCAGCCCCGCUGAAUGGCGCCUCCCGUGCGCCCGGGGAUGCCGCCCCUGCUGCUGUUACUGCUGCUGCUGCCGCCGCUCGGCUGGCUUCCAGGAGUGUGGAGCUUUAGUGAACUGUUUUUCGUGAAAGAACCACAGGAUAUAACUGUCACAAGGAAAGAGUCGGUGUCUUUAGAUUGCCAGGCUCAUGGAGAAGGUCCCAUUAAGGUCACGUGGAUGAAAAAUGGAGCAAAACUGUCUGAAAAUAAACGGAUCCAGGUUCUAUCUAACGGCUCUUUGCACAUCAGUGAGAUGGAAGGCAGGCGAGGAGAGCAGUCGGAUGAAGGAUUUUAUCAGUGCUUGGCAGUGAACAAAUACGGGGCCAUUCUCAGUCAGAAAGCUCAUCUGACACUGUCAACUAUUUCUGCGUUUGAAGUCCAUCCAGUUUCUACUGAAGUCCGCGAAGGGGGAGUGGCUAGAUUUUCUUGCAAGAUUUCAUCAAACCCCCCUGCAGUCAUAACAUGGGAGUUUAAUAGGACAACCCUGCCUAUAACCAUGGACAGGGUGACGGCCCUGCCCUCAGGAGUGCUACAGAUCUAUGAUGCUGGCCCAGAGGAUGCUGGGAAUUACCGCUGUGUUGCGGCGACUACAGCUCAUAAGCGGAAAAGCAUGGAAGCCUCCCUAACCGUCAUUCCAGCUAAUGAGUCGACACCCUUCUACAUGCCAACCAUUGUAGCCGGUCCCCAGAAUGUAACUGUAUCGCUGCAUCAGACAGCUGUGCUAGAGUGUAUGGCCACAGGCUAUCCCAAACCCAUCAUUUCCUGGAGCCGGCUUGAUCACAAGUCCAUUGAUGUCUUCAAUACUCGGGUACUUGGAAAUGGCAAUCUUAUAAUAUCAGAUGUCAAGCUACAGCAUACUGGAGUGUAUGUUUGUCGGGCCACCACCCCUGGCACUCGCAACUUCACAGUUGCUAUGGCAACUUUAACUGUAUUAGCUCCUCCUUCGUUUGUUGAAUGGCCUGAAAGUUUAACAAGACCACGGGCUGGCACUGCACGGUUUGUGUGUCAGGCAGAGGGAACUCCCUCACCUAAAAUGUCCUGGUUGAAAAACGGGAGAAGGAUACAUUCAAACGGCAGGAUUAAAAUGUACAACAGCAAAUUGGUAAUUAAUCAGAUUAUCCCGGAAGAUGAUGCUUUUUAUCAGUGCAUGGCCGAAAACAGCCAAGGAUCUGCUCUGUCUCGAGCCAGACUGACCGUGGUUAUGUCGGAGGAUAGACCCAGUGCUCCAUACAAUGUUCAUGCUGAAACCAUGUCCAGCUCCGCCAUCCUCCUAGCUUGGGAGAGGCCACUGUACAACUCAGACAAGGUCAUCGCCUACUCUGUGCACUACAUGAAAGCAGAAGGUUUAAAUAAUGAGGAGUAUCAAGUGGUCCUUGGAAAUGAUACAACUCAUUACAUCAUCGAUGACCUAGAGCCUGCCAGCAGUUACACUUUCUACAUCGUGGCAUACAUGCCAAUGGGAGCCAGCCAGAUGUCAGACCACGUGACACAGAACACUCUAGAAGAUGUGCCCCUAAGACCUCCCGAAAUUAGCUUGACCAGCCGAAGUCCCACCGACAUUCUCGUCUCCUGGCUGCCCAUCCCGGCCAAGUACCGGCGGGGCCAAGUGGUGCUGUAUCGGCUGUCCUUCCGCCUGAGCACUGAGAAUUCCAUCCAAGUCGUGGAGCUCCCGGGGACUGCGCAUGAGCACCUCCUGGAAGGUCUGAGGCCUGACAGUGUCUAUCUGGUCCGGAUUACUGCUGCCACCCGCGUGGGGCUGGGCGAGUCAUCGGUGUGGACCUCACACAGGACGCCCAAAGCCACGAGCUUGAAAGCCCCUAAGUCCCCUGAACUUCAUUUGGAACCCUUGAACUGUACUACCAUCUCCGUGAGGUGGCUGCAAGACACCGAGGACCCAGCCGCCAUUCAGGGCUACAAGCUGUUUUAUAAAGAGGAAGGGCAGCAGGAGAAUGGACCUAUUUUCCUAGACACCGGUGACCUGCUGUAUACACUAAGUGGCUUGGGUGAGUGUGUCUGCAUUGUGCAAAUCCUUUAUCCUUCUGCUUCGGCCGACUGGGGAUAG